Molecule: messenger RNA, 3227 nt
Organism: Homo sapiens (human)
Lineage: Eukaryota; Metazoa; Chordata; Mammalia; Primates; Hominidae
Gene: LILRB5
Product: leukocyte immunoglobulin like receptor B5
Biological process (GO): cell surface receptor signaling pathway
Cellular component (GO): membrane
Source: RefSeq, marked reviewed
ACACUCUGCGUGUUUUUGUGUCCUGCCAGGCACCGUGGUCUCAUCCGCCUGCACAGCUGAGUCCAGUGGGAGCUGACGCCAUGACCCUCACCCUCUCAGUCCUGAUUUGCCUCGGGCUGAGUGUGGGCCCCAGGACCUGCGUGCAGGCAGGCACCCUCCCCAAACCCACCCUCUGGGCUGAGCCAGCCUCUGUGAUAGCUCGGGGGAAGCCCGUGACCCUCUGGUGUCAGGGGCCCCUGGAGACUGAGGAGUACCGUCUGGAUAAGGAGGGACUCCCAUGGGCCCGGAAGAGACAGAACCCACUGGAGCCUGGAGCCAAGGCCAAGUUCCACAUUCCAUCCACGGUGUAUGACAGUGCAGGGCGAUACCGCUGCUACUAUGAGACCCCUGCAGGCUGGUCAGAGCCCAGUGACCCCCUGGAGCUGGUGGCGACAGGAUUCUAUGCAGAACCCACUCUUUUAGCCCUGCCGAGUCCUGUGGUGGCCUCAGGAGGAAAUGUGACCCUCCAGUGUGAUACACUGGACGGACUUCUCACGUUUGUUCUUGUUGAGGAAGAACAGAAGCUCCCCAGGACCCUGUACUCACAGAAGCUCCCCAAAGGGCCAUCCCAGGCCCUGUUCCCUGUGGGUCCCGUGACCCCCAGCUGCAGGUGGAGGUUCAGAUGCUAUUACUAUUACAGGAAAAACCCUCAGGUGUGGUCGAACCCCAGUGACCUCCUGGAGAUUCUGGUCCCAGGCGUGUCUAGGAAGCCCUCCCUCCUGAUCCCGCAGGGCUCUGUCGUGGCCCGCGGAGGCAGCCUGACCCUGCAGUGUCGCUCUGAUGUCGGCUAUGACAUAUUCGUUCUGUACAAGGAGGGGGAACAUGACCUCGUCCAGGGCUCUGGCCAGCAGCCCCAGGCUGGGCUCUCCCAGGCCAACUUCACCCUGGGCCCUGUGAGCCGCUCCCACGGGGGCCAGUACAGAUGCUACGGUGCACACAACCUCUCCCCUAGGUGGUCGGCCCCCAGCGACCCCCUGGACAUCCUGAUCGCAGGACUGAUCCCUGACAUACCCGCCCUCUCGGUGCAGCCGGGCCCCAAGGUGGCCUCAGGAGAGAACGUGACCCUGCUGUGUCAGUCAUGGCAUCAGAUAGACACUUUCUUUUUGACCAAGGAGGGGGCAGCCCAUCCCCCGCUGUGUCUAAAGUCAAAGUACCAGUCUUAUAGACACCAGGCUGAAUUCUCCAUGAGUCCUGUGACCUCAGCCCAGGGUGGAACCUACCGAUGCUACAGCGCAAUCAGGUCCUACCCCUACCUGCUGUCCAGCCCUAGUUACCCCCAGGAGCUCGUGGUCUCAGGACCCUCUGGGGAUCCCAGCCUCUCACCUACAGGCUCCACCCCCACACCUGCAGGCCCUGAGGACCAGCCCCUCACCCCCACGGGGUUGGAUCCCCAGAGUGGUCUGGGAAGGCACCUGGGGGUUGUGACUGGGGUCUCAGUGGCCUUCGUCCUGCUGCUGUUCCUCCUCCUCUUCCUCCUCCUCCGACAUCGGCAUCAGAGCAAACACAGGACAUCGGCCCAUUUCUACCGUCCUGCAGGGGCUGCGGGGCCAGAGCCCAAGGACCAGGGCCUGCAGAAGAGGGCCAGCCCAGUUGCUGACAUCCAGGAGGAAAUUCUCAAUGCUGCCGUGAAGGACACACAGCCCAAGGACGGGGUGGAGAUGGAUGCUCGGGCUGCUGCAUCUGAAGCCCCCCAGGAUGUGACCUACGCCCAGCUACACAGCUUGACCCUCAGACGGGAGGCAACUGAGCCUCCUCCAUCCCAGGAAAGGGAACCUCCAGCUGAACCCAGCAUCUACGCCCCCCUGGCCAUCCACUAGCCCACGGGGGACCCAGAUCUCAUACUCAACAGAAGGAGACUCAGAGACUCCAGAAGGCACAGGAGCUGCCCCCAGUGGACACCAAUGAACCCCAGCCAGCCUGGACCCCUAACAAAGACCACCAGGACAUCCUGGGAACUCUGGGACUCACUAGAUUCUGCAGUCAAAGAUGACUAAUAUCCUUGCAUUUUUGAAAUGAAGCCACAGACUUCUCAAUAAAUCAAUGAGCUGAGAAAACUGAAACAGAAAUUAGAGCAUGGUAUAAAUUUGGAAUGAUAAUGUAAAUAUUACACAUUAAAUGAUGAAAUCGGAAAACUACAAAUGAGCGAAUGAAUUAGAAAAGAAUAAAACCUACGUAAUUAAUGACCUUGGCAAUGACAGAAAGAAUUUAGAAAAAGAACAACAAAUUAUUCCAAAUGAAGGUGUGAGGAAGGGGACAAAAAUAACAAGAGGAGUUACUAAUGAGGGCUACGUGAAAACUCGAUGAAGCCAAAAAAGCUCAUUCUUGAGAAUGUGAAUUACAUUCACAAAUCCUAGCCACAAUAAGCAAGGAAAAAAGCGGGGUUCAGGCACACAUUUCCAUAUGGGGGUGAAACAGCAGACACCACCACAAAUCUGACACAUAUUGCCUUUAUUUUUUUCACUUUUAAGUUCAGGGAUACAUGUGCAGGUUUGUUAGACAGAUAAACUUGUGUCAAGGGGAUUUGUCUUGGUUUUUGUGUGAGGGUUUUUGUUUUGUUUUGUUUUGUUUUGUUUUUUGAGACGGAGUCUCGCUCUAUCACCCAGGCUGGAGUACAGUGGAGUGAUCUCGGCUCACUGCAACCUCUGCCUCCCGGGUUCAAGCGAUUCUCCUGCCUCAGUCUCCCGAGUAACUGGGACUACAGGCACCUGCCACCACGCCCGGCUAAUUUUUGUAUUUUUAGUAGAGACAGGGUUUCUCCAUGUUGGUCAGGCUGGUCUCAAACUCCCGACCUCAGGUGAUCCGCCCGCCUCAGCCUCCCAAAGUGCUGGGCUUACAGGCGUGAGCCACCACGUCCAGCCCAUACAUUUCAAUUUUAAAGGGAUGCGCCCUAGUCCUUAGUUAGUCUCUCCUCAUCUCUAUAAAAUGUUCAGCUACUCACCUCUUGGGCUAUUGCUAGACAUCGUUUUCUCUUCCUUCUUUCUGACGCCUACAAUAGAUAGGACAUUCCCCCUCCUCAUUCUAUUCUCCCAAGUACUUUAAAUUGCAAUUUAUAAAGUUUCUAUGCUACACUCUAAAAAAAAUUCUGUUUUGUUUUCUAAUUUCAUAAUUGGUGCUUCACUGUGUCUUGUCCUCGAAGGAAUGAGUAUUUUGAUUGUGUUCAUUAAAUCUGAUUUUUCUAUGUCUUCUAA